UUUGAUGGAUCAUCUCCACCUUCUGCUAUAGUCGCCGUUGACACAAAUCUGGACACAUCCACUCCUGACACUUAUCGGGCACCCCCUGCACCAUUGCCUUAUGAUGUUAGUUUGCCAGUUACAGAAAACCCAGAUCUGGAGAAGUCAGAUAUCAAAAGCAAAACAGAUGAUCAGCAGGAAUCUCUGAAGGUGGAUGAAUACGAAUCAUGUGAAAAAGGUGCCCCUGAAGAUAAGAUCGAGGAGGAGGAUGUUUGCCCUAUCUGCCUUGAAGGUUGCUUUUCUCUUGAUCAUUUGUUGGUACUGUCUUUACUUGGUUGGUUGUGGAACUGGAUGAACAUGUUUGUGCUACUCUUCCAUUCGUUAUCAUUAUUUCCACAGUUUUUUUUGUUCAAACAUAUACACAUAGUGAAAGUUGGCCACCGUAAUAAAACUGAGUACACCAUGACUACCCCCAAUUGAUUAAUAUUUCUUGAUUUUCCUUCUUUUAUAUGCAUGCCUAAUCUCUGAUUUAUCCAUAUAUAUGUUGGCCGACAGAAAACGGUCGAAUCUUAGUGCUGCUGCCCCAUGAACACAUUUUUUUAAUUUGACUGUACAUUCAAAUGAAGCCAAGUGGAGUAGUAUACUGGUAGUAUAGUAUAAUAAUAUUAUCAAAAGGUAAAUGCCCUGAUUAUUUAGCUCUGUCAGAUAAAUACUUGUCGAAAGUGGGCUCCUAUCAAAAUUCAUUUCCAUUAUAAUCUUACUCAUACAUUAUUCACACCAUGUAAUUCUGAAAAUAUAUGCUCAUAUCUAGUUCUGCAUAAAAAUGACAGUAUUGACAUGUUAUAAAUAGUUUGUUUGUCUUUCUGUUUAUUUUCUUACAUUUUGCAGGGAUAAAGUGAAGAAAAAGAAGAAAAGAUUAC
Aegilops tauschii subsp. strangulata is the source of this 899-nucleotide messenger RNA. The record is from RefSeq and is a predicted model, not a curated record. Lineage: Eukaryota; Viridiplantae; Streptophyta; Magnoliopsida; Poales; Poaceae.